AUGGCAUUGAUUAAUAUCACCAACAUUGUUUUCGAUUAAGACACAGCACUGUUUAACAGUCCAAUUCAGAUGUAAAUUACUUUCGACGUGAUGAGAUAAUUAGAUGAGGAAAUUGAAUGGAAACUUAUUUACAUCGGAUCCCCAAAUAGCGAUAAAUAUGAUCAAGUACUUGAAUAGUUUUCCAUGCCUCCUCUGCAAUAAGGAACUAUGCAAUUUACUCUAAUGAGUUCUGGUCCAAAUUUUGAGCUGAUUCCUAGUAAAGAUGAUUUAUUUGGCGCUAGUGCAAUCAUCCUAAGUGUUAAGUAUAGAAAGCAGGAAUUCUUUAGAGUUGGAUACUAUGUUUAUAACACUUACUUGGAACCAGAAUUAAUCGAAAAUGAUCCUCCUCAAGUGCUCAUUGAUAGGGUAUAUAGACAAAUCAAUACGUCUGCGCCCAGAGUUACGAGAAUCAAUAUUGAUUGGGAGGGUUAAAUGGUUCAAUUGUAUGUCAAUCCUCAAUAAAACAACCAAUCCUUCAUGUUCCAAUAAUAACCAAUUUUUAAUGAUAUUACUAAUACUCCUGAUUAUUUGCAACAAACCGUCACAGAUAAAAUACAAUAACCACAACAACAAUAACAAUAAUAUUCUGGCGGACUAAAUAAUAACUAAUACACUGAUCUUUAAAGCAUAUUUUGAUUAAUAUAUUUUUUAUUUUAUUAUUUAGAUAUACAAGUUCUA
Paramecium tetraurelia is the source of this 717-nucleotide messenger RNA. RefSeq lists its product as uncharacterized. Gene Ontology annotation, molecular function: histone binding. Gene Ontology annotation, biological process: DNA replication-dependent chromatin assembly. The record is from RefSeq and is a predicted model, not a curated record. Lineage: Eukaryota; Ciliophora; Oligohymenophorea; Peniculida; Parameciidae. Gene Ontology annotation, cellular component: nucleus. The transcript has 3 exons.